AGUUGUCUUACAGAAUACAAAAAUUUUAAAUUUUUUAAAAAUGUUUAAAUCUCAACAAAUAAUCCUUUUAUUUACUGUAAUCAUAUUAUCAGUGACUAUUCAAGCUAAUGCACAAUGUGGUAAAAAUCAAGAGUAUACCGACUGUGGAUCAUCUUGUCCACUUAAGUGUAAUGAUAAUUCCUUACAGAUCUGCUCUUUAAAGUGUGUUGUAGGCUGCCAAUGUAAACCAGGAUAUUUCCUUAAAAACAACAUUGAGUGUGUGCUACCGCAGGAAUGUUAAAAACAAUUUAAACAAAGAACUUAAAUAAUUAAUAAAUAAUUUAAUUUUAUAUU
Lucilia cuprina (Australian sheep blowfly) is the source of this 333-nucleotide messenger RNA. RefSeq names its product chymotrypsin inhibitor-like. NCBI's taxonomy places the organism in Eukaryota, Metazoa, Arthropoda, Insecta, Diptera, Calliphoridae. The transcript is spliced from 2 exons. The record is from RefSeq and is a predicted model, not a curated record. The coding region runs from base 41 to 280 and encodes 79 amino acids.